UUUGUAUAUCCCAAAAUAUCCCCAACAUAGCAGAUAUAAACUCCCAAAACCCUAGCAUUUUGCCCUUCCACUCACUCUCUCACUUUUCUCCCUUGUCGAUACCAAGGGAGAAAAAAUUAGGGUUUUAGAGAGAGGAUAAAACAGAGAGAAGGGAGCAAAAGUGAGAGGGAAGAGGCAGAAUUUUUUAGUGUUAGGGUUUUAUUUUAUUUUUUGUUUGGUUUAAGAAAGAAAAAAAUGGUGGCGGACAAACGAAAAAAGAUGAAAGUACCAGAGAAAGGAGAGGAAGAGAACUCUGAACAAAUCGAUGGAGACCUCGUCCUUUCCAUCGAGAGGUUUCAAGAGGUCCAAGACGAGCUUGAGAAGAUCAAUGAGGAGGCGAGUGAGAAAGUCUUGGAAGUGGAGCAGAAAUACAAUGAGAUUCGCAAGCCGGUCUAUGAUAAGCGGAAUGAGAUCAUCAAUUCGAUUCCUGAUUUCUGGUUAACAGCUUUCUUGAGUCAUCCUGCUCUUGGUGAACUUUUGACUGAAGAGGAUCACAAGAUAUUCAAGCAUAUUAGCUCGCUUGAAGUGGAGGAUUUUAAAGAUCUGAAAUCUGGAUACUCUAUUACAUUUAACUUCAAUUCCAAUCCGUAUUUUGAAGAUACAAAACUUACGAAGACGUUUACCUUCCUUGAUGAAGGAACCAAAAUUACAGCCACCCAAAUCAAGUGGAAAGAGGGCAUGGGCUUGCCAAAUGGAGUUAAUCAUGAGAAAAAAGGAAACAAGCGGCAAUUUGCUGAAGAAAGCUUCUUUACCUGGUUUACUGAUGCUCAGCAGAAAGAUGAGAUGGAUGAAAUUCAUGAUGAGGUAGCAGAGAUUAUCAAGGAGGAUUUAUGGCCCAAUCCUCUCACUUAUUUCAACAAUGAGGCUGAUGAAGAGGACUUUGAUGGCGAUGAAGGGGAUGAAGAGGGAAAAAAUGAUGAUGACUCUGACGAUGAUGAUGAUCAAGACGACGAGGAUGACGAUGAUGAUGAUGAUGAUGAUGAUGGUGAUGACUAAAAUCACUUAUGGGCUUAAUUAUGGUAGUUGCUUGCCUUGCUUCAGUAAGAACUUGUGUAAAGUUGUCUCGCAGUCUUCACUAAGUGCGGUUAUGGGGAGGAUAACCAUCUUUAAGAUAGCUUUCUCUGCUAUAUAAGCAAUUGGCGUUAUUGUCAGUGUAGCUCUGACUCAUUUCUUUUUACCUAUCCCGCUUUUACCCGUUUGAUCUCUUUUCUAUGUUUUUGUUUCUGGUUUCCUCACUGUGGGUAACAUGAAAGUUUCUACAUGAUAUUGGAAUGCUGGCUUUUUAUCUGUAGUUCUGUUUAAUUUAGUUGGUAUAUGAAAUCACUUUUAAUA
Durio zibethinus is the source of this 1371-nucleotide messenger RNA. Its product is annotated as NAP1-related protein 1-like. NCBI's taxonomy places the organism in Eukaryota, Viridiplantae, Streptophyta, Magnoliopsida, Malvales, Malvaceae. Gene Ontology annotation, biological process: nucleosome assembly. The record is from RefSeq and is a predicted model, not a curated record. Gene Ontology annotation, cellular component: nucleus.